GCAAUGUUUCCUACUGCAGCCGCAAUAUUACUGAGAGGGCGUUAGCGCGCAGCGAAUUUUUCGAGUCACACCAACUCCCGUAAGAUCAGCGGUCUUUAAUAGUCUCUCGUCGGUGCCUGGGUGUUGCAUUUACUGUAUUGUUGUCCAAUUUUCUCAUGUUAAUUCCGUGAAAAGGCGCGUAUCUACAUGUAAACAAUACGCAAAGCGCACUUGGCAGAUUUAUUCGCAGCGUCGUGCAUCAAGUCUGGACAAGAUGUCGAUGUCAGCAAUAUAUAUUUUGGACGUGAAAGGCAAAGUGUUGAUUUCGCGAAACUAUCGUGGCGACAUCGAGACUGGUGUCAUAGAAAAGUUCAUGCCACUGGUGAUGGAACGCGAAGAGGAGGGCAAUGUUACACCUAUCAUUCAGACUACGGAAUGUACAUACGCCUACAUAAAAUAUAACAAUCUAUACAUCGUGUUCACCACCAAGAAAAAUGCUAACAUAUCCCUAGUAUUUGUAUUCUUGCACAAAGUGGUGCACGUUAUGCAAGAGUAUUUCAAGGAACUGGAGGAGGAAAGUAUAAGAGACAACUUUGUUGUUAUUUAUGAGCUUCUGGAUGAGUUAUUGGACUUUGGCUAUCCUCAAACUACCGACAGUAAGAUUUUGCAAGAAUAUAUAACUCAAGAAGGUCACAAACUAGAGAUUCAGCCCAGAAUCCCGAUGGCUGUGACCAACGCUGUCUCAUGGCGGUCAGAGGGCAUUAAGUAUCGAAAAAACGAGGUCUUUCUUGAUGUAAUAGAGUCGGUGAAUCUCCUGGCAAAUGCCAAUGGAAACGUCUUGAGCUCGGAGAUUGUAGGUGCAAUAAAGAUGAGAGUUUACUUGUCAGGUAUGCCGGAAUUGCGACUGGGCCUCAAUGACAAAGUUCUAUUCGAGUCAACAGGCCGUGGCAAGUCGAAAUCUGUGGAGCUAGAAGACGUCAAGUUCCAUCAGUGCGUUAGACUUUCUCGAUUCGAGAACGACCGGACGAUCUCCUUCAUCCCACCGGAUGGCGAGUUCGAGCUCAUGUCAUACAGAUUGAACACCCACGUGAAACCACUGAUAUGGAUCGAAUCUGUGAUCGAGCGGCACGCUCACAGCCGAGUGGAAUACAUGAUAAAGGCGAGGUCGCAGUUCAAGCGCCGAUCCACGGCGAACAACGUGGAGAUCGUGAUUCCGGUGCCGAACGACGCCGACUCGCCCAAGUUCAAGACCACGAUCGGCAGCGUCAAGUACUCGCCGGAGCAGAGCGCUAUAACUUGGAUUAUCAAGUCUUUUCCCGGCGGCAAGGAGUACCUAAUGCGAGCGCAUUUCGGGCUGCCAUCGGUAGUCGGCGAAGACGUCGAGGGCAAGCCGCCCAUACAGAUAGGAGACAUGUAUACAGUAGUGCCAUCUGUCUCUGGACUCGGAUGUAGUUGAACUAAAAUAGAUCACGUGAUACGGAGUGGGAGUACGCGCCAAAGAAUAUCUCAUUAUUUUUUGACGCCAACCGAGCAAGUCUCAGCAAGUCAAAGCAAACCCAAGUGAGUGAGAGUGAGCAAGAACGAGCAAUAAAAACAAGGGUAAUUAUCAAUAUAAUUAUCUAUCAGUUUUUGGCACCAAUCCAAAGAAUAUCUCCUUAUUUUUUGGCGCCAACCGAGCAAGUCUUAUCAAGUCUAAACAAACCCAAGUGAGUGAGAGUGAGCAAGAACAGGCAAUAAAAACAAGGGUAA
Solenopsis invicta (red fire ant) is the source of this 1728-nucleotide messenger RNA. RefSeq names its product AP-1 complex subunit mu-1-like. Gene Ontology annotation, biological process: intracellular protein transport; vesicle-mediated transport. The transcript is spliced from 3 exons. The record is from RefSeq and is a predicted model, not a curated record. Bases 254 to 1435 code for a protein of 393 amino acids. Gene Ontology annotation, cellular component: clathrin adaptor complex; clathrin-coated vesicle. Gene Ontology annotation, molecular function: clathrin-cargo adaptor activity. Lineage: Eukaryota; Metazoa; Arthropoda; Insecta; Hymenoptera; Formicidae.